Messenger RNA from Eucalyptus grandis, 2848 nucleotides. RefSeq names its product aldehyde dehydrogenase family 3 member F1. Gene Ontology annotation, biological process: aldehyde metabolic process. Gene Ontology annotation, cellular component: cytoplasm. Gene Ontology annotation, molecular function: chromatin binding; ATP hydrolysis activity; ATP binding. The record is from RefSeq and is a predicted model, not a curated record. Lineage: Eukaryota; Viridiplantae; Streptophyta; Magnoliopsida; Myrtales; Myrtaceae.
AUGGAAUCCAUUCUCAGGCUGUGCUUUGUCAUGAACCCUAAGGAAUACGCCAAAGCCAACAACCGGGGUGAUGAUGUUUUUCUUUGUGAAUAUGAAUAUGACAUCCAUUGGCACAGUUUCAAGCGUCUUGCAGAGUUUGACAAGGAAGAAGAGGAUGGUGUGGAAGAUGACAGUGAUGAAUAUUGGAUUUCUCGCAAUGAAGCAGACUCCGGAACUGAUGAAGACAUGGAUUAUGAAGAAGAGCGUGUGAAAAACCUGCAAUCAAGAUCAUCAAUAACUCAUGAAUGUGCUGCGAACGCACGUAGGGGCCAGUUCUUUGGACUGCAAAAGAUAGGGACAAAGAGAAUUCCAGCGCAUGUCAGAUGCCACAAGAAAACUGAUCUGGAAAGAGUCAAGGCAAUGCUUUUAUUGGCAACACUUCCUAAAAGCUUACUUUGCCGAAAUAAAGAAAUGGAGGAAAUAACAGCUUUUAUAAAGGGGGCAUUAUGUCAAGACCAAUGUCUUGGGCGUUGCCUAUACAUACAUGGUGUUCCUGGAACUGGCAAGACAAUGACAGUACUUUCAGUAAUGAGAAACCUGAGGUCUGAAGUUGAUGCUGGAAGGAUCAGACCAUAUUGUUUUGUGGAUAUUAAUGGUCUUAAGUUGGCAUCUCCGGAGAACAUAUACAAGGUUAUUUAUGAAGCAUUGACUGGACAUAGAGUUAGCUGGAAGAAGGCUCUCCAGCUGCUUAAUGAGCGAUUUUCAGAUGGAAAGUAUAUUGGCAGAGAUGACGACCGACCUUGUGUCCUACUAAUUGAUGAACUCGACCUUCUUCUAACCAGAAAUCAAUCGGUUCUCUACAACAUUCUUGAUUGGCCUACAAAGCCACAUUCCAAGUUGAUUGUGAUCGGCAUAGCAAAUAUCAUGGAUCUGCCAGAGAAGUUACUUCCCCGUAUCUCUAGUCGCAUGGGUAUUCAGAGACUUUGCUUUGGUCCAUACAAUUAUCAGCAGCUUCAGGAAAUCAUUUUAACGCGACUCAGAGGAAUUGAUGCAUUUGAAAAGCAAGCUAUAGAAUUUGCUUCUCGAAAGGUAGCAGCCAUUUCAGGGGUUGCACGGCGUGCACUAGAGAUAUGCAGACGUGCAGCAGAAAUUGCUGAUUACCGUAUAACGAAAGCUCUCAAAACUGCUCCUGCAGCUGGGAAAGCUCUUGUUGGGAUGUCAGAGGUUGAAGCAGCCAUCAAGGAAAUGUUUCAGGCACCUCACAUCCAGAUAGGAAGCCUGAUAAAGUCUGUGAACUAUGCAUUGGACGGCUUGAAACGAUGGAUGUCGGGCAAUAAGGCUAAACUGCCAAGAAUCGCAUUACUCACUACUGCGAAGAUUCUUCCCGAGCCUCUUGGUCUAGUGCUGGUAAUCUCAUCCUGGAACUUUCCAAUCGGACUAUCCUUGGAACCGCUGAUAGGAGCGCUAGCUGCAGGCAAUGCCGUGGUUUUGAAACCUUCAGAGUUGGCUCCAGAAUGCUCUUCUCUUCUAGCCAAUGCUAUUCCUCAUUAUUUAGACGACAAAGCUGUGAAAGUCAUUCAAGGUGGUCCUGGCAUCGGAGAACGACUUCUGCAUCAAAAAUGGGACAAAAUAUUCUUCACAGGGAGUACCCGGAUAGGACGGAAAGUCAUAGCGGCAGCAGCGGAGCAUCUAACGCCCGUUACUCUGGAGCUUGGUGGAAAAUGCCCUGCCGUGAUAGACACUCUCUCCAGCUCUUUCGACAGAAAGGUGGCUGUGCAACGAGUUCUUGGGGCGAAAUUUAGUUUCUCCGCGGGACAAGUAUGCAUUGGAGUGGACUAUGUCCUAGUGGAGAAGAAAUUCAGUUCCGCUUUGGUCGAAUUGAUGAAGGUGGUGAUGAAGAAGAUGUUUGGAGAAAAUCCAAGGGAGUCGCGAAGUGUUGCGAGAAUUGUGAAUAAGCAUCAUUUCUUAAGAUUGCGGAGCCUUUUACUCGAUCCUCUGGUCGAAUCUUCUAUUGUCUACGGGGGAUCAAUGGAUGAAGAGAGCCUGUUCAUUGAGCCGACGAUCUUGAUGGAUCCUCCACUUCAAGCGGCAAUCAUGAUGGAUGAAAUCUUCGGCCCAUUACUUCCCAUUGUAACCCUGAACAAGAUAGAAGACAGCAUCGAAUUCAUAAACUCAAGGCCUAAGCCGUUAGCCAUCUAUGUCUUCACUAAAGACGAGCCGCUGAGGAGGAGCAUGGUAUCGAAGACAUCGUCUGGGAGCAUCGUAUUCAACGAUGCAAUCGUUCAGUAUCUAGCCGAUACUCUCCCAUUCGGUGGAAUUGGUGAGAGCGGGAUGGGCAGAUAUCACGGGAAGUUCUCCUUCGACACCUUCAGCCACCAAAAAGCAGUGGUGAGAAGAAGCUUCCUCGUCGACUUCUGGUUCAGAUUCCCGCCUUGGAACGAUCACAAGCUGCAGCUCUUCCGGUCGUCAUAUCACUAUGACUACCUCGGGAUCGUUUUGACCGUGCUGGGCCUGAAGAGGACGAACAGAGCCAGGCAUCUAGACGUCUAACCGAGCAUGCCUGCCAUGUCCUAUGAAGCGUCCUCGUUAAUCUCUAAAGAAGAUAAUUCCAUAAAUGGCAUCAACUGGCUGCGUUUGCAAAGCUUCCGGCGUCCGUCACUCCCGUAUCUUUCACUGAAUAUGUAUGGUGCGACCUUCUACCACUUGAGAACUAUGAAGAGAUUGCUUUAUACAUGCACGAGGAAGAGGGUUGCUUUAUCAUAGAUUCGACCUUUCUUUAGAAGAUCAUUUCACGUACCAAACUCCUGCCGUCUCAAAGAUCACGAACCAGAUCCUCUAGUUCUGAGUUCAUGUACUAUUACACAUUGCG